Messenger RNA from Pieris macdunnoughi, 948 nucleotides. NCBI's taxonomy places the organism in Eukaryota, Metazoa, Arthropoda, Insecta, Lepidoptera, Pieridae. The record is from the annotation of a GenBank genome assembly.
AUGACUACAAGCGACUUUGUUUUAAAUGAGAGUGAUAGUGAAAUUGAUUCUGAUGAGGAGUUACAAGAAGCAUUCGCAAAGGGAUUAUUGAAACCAGGACUUAAUGAAGAAAUUGAAAAGGUAGAAAAACGAUAUGCGAAUAACGUAGCAGACUUAAAAACUAAACUUAAGGAAUUUCAGCUGAAAUUACCAUGGGUUGAGACUUUAGAUUUGGUUACAACUGUUGCUCCAAUGGCCCCUGAUGUGGCACUACAAAUUCAACAGACAGCAAUACGUCGAAAAAACCUUCAAGAGAACAGUAAAGGUAAACAAGUGUAUGACCCAACCAAUGAUCCAGUUUUGAAUGAAUUUAAGCGUGAGAAUCUUAUACAUCGUCAAGCCCAAUCUGCUGUGUUGGAUGGCAUUAAACGAUUAAAGGAUCUUAACAUAUCUACUAGAAGGCCUGAUGACUUUUUUGCUGAGAUGGCAAAAACAGAUGAGCACAUGCAGAAGGUUAGAAAGAACCUCAUGGCUAAACAGGCGGCACAAUCGAGAGUAGAGAAAGUGCGACAACUAAGAGAUCAGAAAAAAAUGGCUAAAAGAGUACAGAUUGAUACUAAACUAAAGCAAGCAGCAGAUAAAAAGCAAAUGUUGGAACAAUUAAAACGCGUCAGAAAGGGCAAGUCAACUGAUUUAGACUUCUUAGAUGACAAUAAAGGAAAAGGAAACAAAGGCAAUGUUAAAAACAAAGUUAAUAAGAGAAGAGCAAUGAAAGACGAUAAGUUUGGUUUUGGUGGAAAGAAGAAGGGUUCAAAAUUAAAUACCCGAGAAUCCUCAAGCCAAAUGGAUGGUUUUAAUAGUUCUGCCAAGAAAAAACCAUUCAAUUUUAAAUCUAAACAAUUUACUCCUAAUAACAAGAAGAAGAAUCAGAGGCCUGGUAAAUCUAAGAGGAAGAAUGCCAAGAGAUAA